Penicillium canariense is the source of this 666-nucleotide messenger RNA. RefSeq lists its product as uncharacterized. The record is from RefSeq and is a predicted model, not a curated record. Bases 1 to 666 code for a protein of 221 amino acids. Lineage: Eukaryota; Fungi; Ascomycota; Eurotiomycetes; Eurotiales; Aspergillaceae. The transcript has 2 exons.
AUGACCUCUGGGGCCGCAAAAGUCGAGUGGCAACCUAUUCAUGAGCAGCUUCUCGGCUGCGAUAACGACCUUUUCGAGAAUAUUGAUAUUCUUGUGAUUCUCGAUUGUUGUUUUGCGGGAUUGGCAUCGCGCACCGAAUCCAGACGAACGCUGCAAAUCCUAUCAGCUUGCGCUGCAGAUAGCAAAACUCGGGCCCGCCCUAUCUCAGUCCCCGCGCUAUUUCAAUUUAUCGAGGACCACAAGCCCAAGGAGGCACCACAUAGCCUCCUGAAGACUCUCGGUGGCACAAGUACUAUUGUCUUGAUUCCGCAAAGCUCGCAGACCCAACGCUUGCUACCUACACUUCCUCCAAAUAUGCAUACAAGGACCAGCGUGCUAGUCAAGCUAGUACUAGAUGGCAAGCCUUCUGAUAUGGCGAGGCUAUUCCAGUCUGCUAUCAGUGACCUCCCAAGCCGUCUUCAUGUGGAGGUCAAGGAUGCAUACGAAACCGAUGCAUCCGUUGGCUUCAUUCUGGGCCUAUCUUGGGAAUCGCUUGCCCUCUGGGGGAUGGUAGCAGACCUUGAAAUCAUUAUGGUCACACUCGGCCCCUCACUUAUCCAUACCCUUGCUGAGGUUCAAGCUGCAGGCGAAAACUUACCACCCCGGGGUACGAAGGAUCCAAAGUAA